UUACAGUAGUUAUUUUUAAAGGACUGCAUAUGAGCAAGAUGCCUAUGAAAAGACUCUCGCUUCUGCUGCUGCUACAGCUGACUUGUCACUUUAGCGGCGGGAGUUGUGGAAAGGUGCUGGUGUGGCCGGUGGAAUUUAGUCACUGGAUGAAUAUAAAGACAAUUCUGGACGAACUUGUCACAAGGGGUCAUGAGGUGACUGUUCUGAUAUCUUCAGCUUCCACUAUUCCUAAUUCCAGCAAACCAUCUACUAUGAAAUUUGAGACUUUUCCUGUAUCUUUAACAAAAAGUGAUUAUGAGAAUUUUAUAGAACGUCUUCUUGAGGAAUGGACAUACGCGGCGAAAGAUUCCUUUUGGUCCUAUUUGUCAACAGUGAAAAGUUUAUUUUGGGAAUUUUUUGAUACUGCUUUAAGUAUGUGUAAAGAUGCUGUUUCCAACAAUAAAUUAAUGACAGAACUACAGGAAUCAAGGUUUGAUAUCCUUAUUGCAGAUGCUGUUGGACCCUGUGGUGAACUGCUGGCUGAAUUACUUAAAAUACCAUUCGUGUACAGUCAUUACACCUCACCUGGCCAUAUAAUUGAAAGGAAUAGCGGAAGACUUCAUUUUCCACCAUCUUAUGUACCUGUUAUGAUUUCAGAAUUAAGUGAUCGCAUGACAUUCAUGGAGAGGGUCAAAAAUAUGUUUUACACACUUUAUUUUGACCUUUUCUUCACGACAUACAACGAGAAAAAGUGGAAUCAGUUCUACAGUGAAGUACUAGGAAAAACUACUACCUUAUCGGAGACAAUGGGGAAAGCCGAAAUGUGGCUCAUUCGAAGCUACUGGGACAUUUCAUUUCCUCGUCCACUACUACCAAAUGUUGAAUUUGUUGGAGGGCUCCACUGCAAACCUGCCAAGCCUCUGCCUAAGGAAAUGGAAGAGUUUGUGCAGAGCUCUGGCGAAAAUGGAAUUGUGGUGUUUUCUUUGGGGUCAAUGGUCAGUAACAUGUCAGAAGACAGAGCCGAGGUGAUUGCAUCAGCCUUUGCUCAAAUUCCACAAAAGGUGCUAUGGAGAUAUGAUGGCAAAAAACCAGAUAACUUAGGACCCAACACCCGGUUGUAUAAAUGGCUUCCCCAGAAUGACCUUCUUGGCCAUCCAAAAACCAAAGCCUUUAUAACUCAUGGUGGAAGCAAUGGUGUUUAUGAGGCCAUCUAUCAUGGGAUCCCUAUGGUGGGCACACCUUUGUUUGCUGAUCAAGCUGAUAACAUCGCUCGAAUGAAAUCCAAGGGAACAGCUGUCAGGUUGGACUUGGAAACAAUGUCAACAAGAGAUUUGCUCAACGCAUUGAAGGAAGUCAUUAAUAAUCCUUCCUACAAAGAGAAUGUGAUGAGAUUAUCAGCCAUUCAACAUGAUCAGCCUAUGAAGCCCUUGGACAGAGCAGUCUUCUGGAUCGAGUUUGUCAUGCGCCACAAAGGAGCCAAGCACUUGCGGCCAGCUCUCCAUGACCUCACCUGGUUCCAAUACCACUCUCUGGAUGUCAUUGGGUUCCUGCUGGCCUGUGUGGCAACUGCCAUAUUUGUCAUCACAAAAUGUUGUCUAUUUUGUUGCUGGAAGUUUGCUAAAACAGGAAAGAAGGGGAAAAGAGACUAGCUGUAUCUGAGACUCAGCGCAGGUGUCCCCAACCUCUGAGAUCAAAUGCCUGAUGAUCUGGGGUGGAGCUGAUGCAAUAAUAGAAACAAAGUGAGCAAUAAAUGUAAUGUGCUUGAAUCGUCCCAAAACCAUUGCUUCCUAUCCCAGUCCAUGGGAAAAUGGUCUUCCACGAAACUGGUUCCUGGGGCCUAAAAGUUUGGGUACUGCUGCUCUAGCAGUUCUGCCUCAUAAGUAGAACUCCUCCAUAAAAUGAUGUGGGUAUGUAUUGAAAUUUAUUAUUUUAAUGCAAAAGUAUACUAAAAAGAUGUGGUUGAAUUUAACUGUUUUUCACAUGUUGGGUGUAGAAACAGGAACAAUAAAAGUCUAUUCAUAGUAUCCA
Capra hircus (goat) is the source of this 2007-nucleotide messenger RNA. Its product is annotated as UDP-glucuronosyltransferase 2B4-like. The record is from RefSeq and is a predicted model, not a curated record. NCBI's taxonomy places the organism in Eukaryota, Metazoa, Chordata, Mammalia, Artiodactyla, Bovidae. The transcript is spliced from 6 exons. Gene Ontology annotation, molecular function: UDP-glycosyltransferase activity. The coding region runs from base 30 to 1628 and encodes 532 amino acids.